Molecule: messenger RNA, 789 nt
Organism: Mya arenaria
Lineage: Eukaryota; Metazoa; Mollusca; Bivalvia; Myida; Myidae
Product: ATP-dependent DNA helicase RecQ-like
Exons: 2
Coding region: 1-789 (262 amino acids)
Biological process (GO): telomere maintenance; double-strand break repair via homologous recombination
Cellular component (GO): chromosome; nucleus; nucleoplasm
Molecular function (GO): four-way junction helicase activity; 3'-5' DNA helicase activity
Source: RefSeq, a predicted model, not a curated record
AUGCGCCAGGGCGAAAAUGAUAAAGGCAAGGUAGCUUUUCGUAAAUGGUUUAGGCAUUUAGGGGAACUGCGAUCUUUAUGUCCAUAUGCUGUCUUGCUAGCCGUCAGUGCAACCUGCACCAGAAAAGCCUACAAAAAAGUAGUUAAACUUCUCAAUUUUAAAGAAGAUGCCCUUUUUAUCAGAAUGUCGCCCAACAAAAGUAACAUUAAACUUUCAGUAAGGAAGGCAAAGAGCCUGGAAAUCGCCAUUUUCCCUGUAGUAGAAAUGAUACAGUGUAAACAAGUCCAUAGGCUUCUUAUAUAUUGCUCUACAAUAAAAGAACUAUCAGAAUGCUACAGGUAUUUGGUCAAUGAGUGUUUGGAAGAUAGUGGUGUUAUGAUACAGAUGUAUCAUUCUGAGACCACCAAAGACAUUAAACAUUCAGUUCAAGGGUUACUAAGAAACCAAGAUAGCAAAGCAAUUAUUAUAGCGACAAGUGCACUUGGAUUGGGGCUUGAUGUGGCAAACUGUAACUCUGUUAUAAUUUACGGGCUGCCGAAAAGUGUGAUCGACUUGCUUCAGGAAAUGGGGCGAGUGGGUAGAGAUGGCAGAAAGUCAGUCGCCAUUAUUGUGUACAAAUCCACCCAUCUCCGCAACGCCAAUGAAGAAGUGCGAAAUGUAUGUACAACAAAUAUGUGCAGGCGCCAGGAAUUGCUUUCUACUCUUCUCAAUGAACAUGAGCUUGAAGAAAUAUCUCAAUCAACCCAUGAUCAUCAUAGUUGUUAUGACGAUUGUCAGAGAAAUUGCUGA